AGCCUGAUAAAAUCAUUAAAACCGAAACAAAAUAAAAAAAAAUGGUUGGGGUUUUACAUUACAUUGGCCGGAGGAGUGUCAAGAUUAAAAACAGCUCUGCUUUAUUUAAUUUAUUCGAGGAGAUUUUAAGUUUCAAUCACAAAACUAUUUUAAGCAGUUUUUAUAUUAUUUCUUUGGCGGUUUUUAUGUGGUCCUUUGCUCCAGCCACUGCCAAGACAUAUCACAGUGAAGAUUUUAAUACCGUCCGUCAUCAUCGUCAGCAUUUAAGUCGCCAGCCAAGACAGCAAAAAGACUCGUUUAAUGAGGAAAAGGGUUAUUGUGCCCCCUAUAAUGGGAAAAUUUGCAAGAACUUUAUAACCCAUCAGGUGUGGUAUAGUCGAGAUGAUCCUACGGGUGGUUGGAAAAAUGAACAGAUUACCACUGCCUUGUGGGAAGAACUAAUUGGAGAUUUGACGGGUCUUUGUCGUGCCGCGGCAGAGAAACUUCUUUGCUCUUAUGCAUUUCCUAGAUGUUUAAUGGAAAAUGGUGUUACUAUUAAACUGCCUCUGUGCUAUGAAGACUGUUCCGCCAUUCAUUUACAAUACUGUUACAAUGAUUGGGUAUUAAUUGAGGAAAAGAAGGAGCGCAAUAUCUUCAUUAAGAGUCGUGGCCACUUUCGUUUACCCAACUGCUCAAUACUACCCAAGUACAAUAGCACUACACAAAGGCCUAGUUGUUCAUAUGUGGGUUUAACGGAAGUCAAGGAGGAUGAAGUUAGUUAUGACUGUCGCAAUGGUAAUGGCCGUUACUAUUUAGGCACUAUGAACGUUACGAAAUCGGGUAUACCAUGUCAGAGAUGGGACACACAACAUCCCCAUAAACAUAUACAGCCACCCCUAAUAUUUCCGCAAAUAAAAAAUGGUGAAAAUUAUUGUCGCAAUGCGGGUGGAGAAGAACCAUAUCCCUGGUGCUAUACAGUAGAUGAAUCAGUGCGCUGGCAACAUUGUGAUAUUCCAAUGUGUGCGGACUACAUAGAUCAUUCGCUAAAGGAUAUGGAACCCAUACAAAUGGAGGCGUUCUUUACACCCUACGUAAUAUUCAUGUUAGCUGGUUUCGGUUUUAUAGCCAUUGUUGCUCUUCAUCUACUCAUAUUAUUGUUGUACAAAAUUUCUAAAAAUAAAGAAUUCCAUCAGCAACAAUCUAAUCAGAAUCCCAACUCAGAAUGCAAUAUUUCGACGAGGGGAGUAAAUGCUGUUAAUACAACGCCAGCCAAUAAUAUUGACUGUAAUAAUCUAUCCUCAAGUCGUGAGACUUUGGGUUCUCAUCAGACUGUGGGCCAUAAUAAAUUUGGUACUAUUAAAAGUACGGUGACGGUACAUAAUGUCAUAGAACCUCCAAAGACAGCUUUGAAUACGAAAUUGGAAAAAUUAGAGUAUCCUCGGGGUGAUGUGGUCUAUGUGAGAUCGUUGGGCCAGGGAGCAUUUGGUAGAGUAUUUCAGUCCAAAGCUCCCGGUUUAGUGCCCGGUUACGAUGAUCUUAUGGUGGCGGUGAAAAUGUUAAAAGAUGAUGCCAGCGAUCAAAUGCAAAUGGAUUUUGAAAGAGAAGCCUGCCUUCUAGCGGAAUUCGAUCACCCCAAUAUUGUCAAGCUAUUGGGAGUUUGUGCUCUUGGUCGGCCCAUGUGCUUACUUUUUGAAUUUAUGUCGCCCGGUGACCUUAGUGAAUUUUUAAGAUCAUGUUCUCCUUAUGCCACUCACACACUGCAGCAAAGAGAGACCCUGCAUGCCGGUCAUCUGCUGCAAAUCGGAGCUCAAGUGGCAGCCGGUAUGGUGUAUUUAUCGGAACGUAAAUUUGUACAUCGUGAUUUGGCCACGCGCAACUGUUUGAUAAACGAACAAAUGACUGUAAAAAUAGCCGAUUUUGGUUUAUCGCAUAAAAUCUAUUUACAGGAUUAUUACAAGGGCGAUGAAAAUGAUGUCAUACCCAUACGUUGGAUGCCGUUGGAAAGUAUAUUGUAUAAUAAAUUUUCCAUAGAAUCGGAUGUCUGGGCUUAUGGUAUUUGUUUAUGGGAAAUAUUUUCAUUCGCUCUGCAACCCUACUACGGCCUAACGCAUGAGGAAGUUAUUAAAUACAUUAAAGAGGGCAAUGUUCUAUGUUGUCCCGAUAAUACGCCCAUGUCGGUGUAUGCACUGAUGCGCCGCUGCUGGAAUCGCAAAUCCUGUGAAAGACCCAACUUCCAUGAAAUCAAUCAUUGUAUACAGCACAGUAUAGCGGAGUAUGAGUGUAAAACGGCAUUAGAUAUGGGAAAUUAAAUUAAGAGUUAUUUAAAAACUAUUGGAAAAACUAAUUUUUCUUGUUUAAAAUUUUGGUUCCUUAUUUUUAUUAUAAAAACUAAAAUAUAUUAAACUUCCAUAGGCUAUAACUUGUGGGCAAUUCCAACGAAAUCUUAAUUAAAUAUACAAUACAAUACAUAAAUAAAACACAGUCUCAUCUUUACUUGUACAUUGACCGGACAGUUUUUAAGUAUUGAUCACAUAUACAUAAUCAUUUAUAAAAAUAUUUACUCUUUAUACUCAAAACAUUCGAAUCAUUAAAUUUCUUAAUUUUGAAAAUUUUCAAUUGAACCAUGUUUUAAAUAUAAGUUUACAAUCUCGGUAACAAUAAAGUGUCUCUUUAAGAAUUGAAAUCAAACCAAUAAUAUUAAUAAAUUAAUUAAUUAAUUAAAUACAAACAAUUUUUUAAUCACACUCUAAUGUUGUGAAUUUUACGAAACGAAAAGAAAAUAUCUGAUGAAAAGCAUUUACAAAAUUUACGAUACAAAGUAAUAUAACAAAAACAAAUUAUUUAUCAUUAGUCUGUAAAAUUGUACUUGUAAGUUUAAAAAUAAAAAAAUAUUAAUUUUUUAGUAGAAAACAUUUUUCAUAUAAAUGUAUUUAUAUUCUACUGUAAUAAAAAUAAAGUCCAUUAAUGUGUAAAAUUUUGAAAAUAA
This is a messenger RNA of Calliphora vicina (urban bluebottle blowfly), 2965 nucleotides long. It is a transcript of the gene Nrk, whose product is annotated as Neurospecific receptor kinase. Gene Ontology annotation, molecular function: Wnt-protein binding; ATP binding; transmembrane receptor protein tyrosine kinase activity. The transcript is spliced from 5 exons. Bases 42 to 2288 code for a protein of 748 amino acids. Gene Ontology annotation, cellular component: plasma membrane; signaling receptor complex. Gene Ontology annotation, biological process: cell surface receptor protein tyrosine kinase signaling pathway; positive regulation of phosphatidylinositol 3-kinase/protein kinase B signal transduction; positive regulation of kinase activity. The record is from RefSeq and is a predicted model, not a curated record. NCBI's taxonomy places the organism in Eukaryota, Metazoa, Arthropoda, Insecta, Diptera, Calliphoridae.